CUGUCACUUAAAAAAAUAAGACGCUUAGGUUUGACGCCAUCUUUUAUUUCAAAGUUUAUCACGACUUAUCAAUUAUCUCGGCUUUUAACAACCAACGAGCCUAAAUUGAUAAAUCCCAAAUAAAAAAUAUCGUUUACGUGUCUAUAAAUUAGUGAGAUAUCAAAAUGAGUCGUGGUCGUUCAGCAACCACUACGAAAGUCUUCGUAGGCAGUUUGCCUCCUGACGUUUCUCCAGACGAUUUAAAGAAACUUUUUAAUCCUUACGGACCCAUCGCAGAAUGCGACAUUGCAAACCGAUGUGGCUUUCUUCAUUUGGAAGAUCAAACUUUGGCGGAAAAAGCGAUAACAGAACUCAAUGGGGUAGAGUUUAUGGGUGGGAAAAUUUCAGUGGAAAAAGGCCGUGUGAAGCCCCGUAGAAGUGGCGGCGGUGGCGGAGGAGGAGGCGGUGGUGGUCCUAGAGGUGGAAGAGAUCGAGGGGGGCCCUACUCCAGAGGAGGCGGCGAUUUUCGUGGCAGGAACGGCGGAGGAUUCGGAGGUGGCGGUCGCGACUUUGCUCCUUACAGGGGCGGCGGGGGAUUCGAACGUCGCGGCGGCGGUUUUGGUGGUGGCGGCGGCGGAGGAGAUAGGGGUGGUUACGACGACAGGCGAGGCGCUUCGAUGGGAGGUUACGAGGAUAGAAGGGGCGGUGGGGGUUAUGACAGAAGAGGCGGCGGUCUAGGAGGUGGUUACGAUCGCGGCACUUCCGGAGGAUAUGAAGACAGAAAUAGCUAUGGAGGCGGUGGUGGUGGUGGCGCCGGCGGAUAUGGAGGUGGUGGCUAUGAUAGAGGAGCAGGCGGUGGCGGCGGCGGCGGUUAUGAUAGGGGCGGUUAUGAUAGACCUGCCAUGGGAGGAUACGAAGACAGACGGGCUGGAAUGGGCGGUGGUGCUGGCGGCGAUCUGUAUAGUCGCCGGGACGGAGGUGGAGCGCCAAAACAAAGUUACGGGGGCGGAAGCAAUGGUUACGGCAACGCUGCCUCGUACGGAGGCGGUGCCGGUUACGGCGCCCAAGCAGGAAGUUACAGCACUGGCGGCGGGGCUUAUGACGCCGCGGCAGCUGGAGGCGGUUACGGAGCUGGUGCCGGCGGUGGAUAUGGCGCGUCCCAAGCCGGAGGAUAUCAAGAUCGAGGAAGUUACGGUGGAGGAAAUAGCGGUGCAGCGGGAUAUGGUGAUUCGUACGCUGCAGCUUCUGGUGGUGGUGCGCCUGUCGCCAGAAGUGGUUACGAUUCUGCGUAUCCUCCGUUGCCGCAACAAAGAGGUUUUGACGGUGCGCCAGCCCCAAGAAGAGACGGACCACCCAGAUAUUAGGCCCUAGGUCGGCAAUUUGUGAUAACCUCGUGCAAAUUAAAUAUAUCGUCUGUACAAAUGCGUUUUGAGUAAUCACAAUUUUUCUAUAAUUCUAAAGGAUUUUUUAGCUUUUCUUGUGUAGGAAUUUAGCUUCUCCCAGACAUCGAUUGAUUAAAUUUUUCAUGUGCUGUUUUCUGAUAUAUGAUUUUGCAACUGGAAAGAGUUUGAAAUAGAGUCUUGGAUAUUUUAUUUUUUAAAUUUUGACAUAUCGUUGAACUUAUAAGAAUCUAGUUCGUUUAUAUUAAUAUUCGUCUGUAUUAUUUGUAGUUUUUCUCACUUUAAAAUGAAGUAAAAUUAUGUACUUGUUUGUAUAAUUAAUUUCGACCUAUCCAUAACUUCUCGAAAACUACAAGUAAGUGUAUGAUAUCUUCAGUGACUUAUAUUUUUUUCUUCAUAUUUAAUCUAAUUCUACACUUAAAGAUGAAGGUCUAUACAUCUGAAGUUGAUAAAGAACUAUGUUAUUGACCACAUGCAUUAUGGAAUCUUGACUUAUUUAUUGUCUUGAUAAAAGAUACCAAGCACUGGGUCCCAACCCUCAUUACAAUGUUUCAAAUAUUUUUUGAAUUAAAAAUGGUCCAUAUUGUAAAAGUUAGUUGGCAAUCAUCUUAUCAGCCAUUGAAAAAAUGGUCUCACUUCUGCUGUAAAGUAUUUUUUUUUUAGUUUUUUUGAUAUGAAAAUUAAAAUUGAUGGAUUUAUUAUGGUUUAAGUCAAAAUACAGUAAAAAAAAUGCACUGUUUUUGCUUUAUCGUUAGGAAAAAAAAGUUCCAAACAAAAGCUUAAGAUUACUUACAAAAAAGGUCUAGUUACAUUUUAAUAUAAAACUUGCAAUAUUUCUAAGGAGGGUCAAACCAUGUGAAAUUUUCGGUAUUAUAAGCACUUUACACAUUACCAAUUCAACAAACAAACUUCUUAAAAUUGUGAAAAUUAUUAGAAAUUUUAACUUAAUAGAUUUAUCUUAUUAUUCGUUCUAAGAACUCCUGUAUCAUCCAAGAAUAGGGACAAUUUUAACAGAGAACUUGCAAAAGGUUUUCUUUCAAAUGUAUUUACAUAUUACCUCUUCCACUUUGACAUUCUUCUGCUGUUAAUUCUGCAUCAGUUUUUCAUCAUUUUAAAUUCCUCGAAUUACAUUUAAAUUUGCAAAUUCUGAAGUACUCAAUGUUAUUUAAUUUUCUUAUCCAUUCUCUCCAUGUUAUAUAUUUUAUAAUUCUUUAGGAAUUCUUCAAUAUUCCUAAAAAGUAAGUCCCUAGAACCAUCAAAGGGGACAAAAAUCCAAGAUUGAUAUGAAAAUGGCUUUUUAUGCAGUGCAUUUUGACCUAAACCGUAAUAAAACGAUCAUUUUUUAUUUUCAAGUCAUCAUAUUUUUAAUUCACGCAAAAAACUAAAAAAAAAAAAAAAAAAAAAAAUACACAUCCUGCUCAACUUUACCUCAGACAUUAGACUAUUUACUCUAGAAAUCGGGUACUAGCUCAUGAAGUAAAUUUAAUAUCUGCAAGACACGUAGAAAGUUCAUAGCUUAUAUCAACCGACUGAGAUUUGCAUUACCGUAUACGCCAAAUGAUACGUAAUACGCCAAAUGUCACGUAAUACGCCAAAUGGUACUUAAUACGCUAAAUGAAACGUAAUACGCCAAAUGUCACGUAAUACGCCAAAUGACACGUAAUACGCCAAAUGUCACGUAAUACGCCAAAUGACACGUAAUAUGCCAAAUGUAAUGUAAUACGCCAGAAAGGCACGUAAUAACGUCAAAUGACACUUAAGACGCCAAAUGACACGUAAACGUCAAUUUCCUCAUCGAAUGUUAAAUUCUACGUAAAAAUGUAAAAAAUCACGUAAAAGUAUGUCGAACGUCACGGAAAUACGUCAAAUGUCACGUAAAUACCUGUCAUGUGUCAAGACACAAAACUUGUCCAAUGUUCGGUACUGCAAAUCUUGGGCAAUACCUUUUUAAUAUCGAUCACUGAAGUAAAUAAAUUUUGAACAUUAACUCCCGAACAAAAUAAACGUUAGUCAAAGAUAGAUCAGAAAAACAUGAUCAGCAUUUUGGAGACUUAAUAAUAAAGUAGAAACUUUUUACGGGCGCUGUAAUUUGUAUUAAAAUGGUAUUUUGAAGUUGAAAGCUUUUUACAUGCCAUUAUGUGUGUCGCUUGUAAAAUAUUGGUUUGAAACGCACCUACAAGUUUUGUUUUUUCAUGAUUUUCGAUUUUCAGCUCUCUCUAGUGACGAUACCGUUGAUUAAUUUGAGUUACUUCCACCAAGACAAUAUUAUCGAUCAGAAACUUGACGGGGGAGCCAUUUUCCUAUGCGGGAGCGUAAGAUCCUUUGAUUUUUUUUUUUUAAUUUUAAAAUGGUGAAGAAUAGAUUUACGUCUUAUUUAAUAUUUAGUUGUCAUGCGUCUGAAAAU
Molecule: messenger RNA, 3783 nt
Organism: Psylliodes chrysocephalus
Lineage: Eukaryota; Metazoa; Arthropoda; Insecta; Coleoptera; Chrysomelidae
Source: the annotation of a GenBank genome assembly